CAGAAAGGCGAGACCAUGUUGGGACGGUGGGCGGGGCUCCCUGCUCUGCGUAGCACAAAACGCACCUAGGAAGGUCAAGUUAGCAAUUAGAAACUGCAAGUUCUUACAACCCUCUAAAGAGGGCUAUGUAAACUGGGAAGUUCUCGGUGUGACUGUGGCUAUGCCUUUCCUUAAGGCCAAGUGUCACAGCCUUUGUAUUUGUUUCUCCAAGGAAAUCAGACAGGAAGCAGCCGCAAAGUGCCAGAGUCAGCAAGGGGGAGGGGCAAGGGCGUAGCCGCCGUAAAGUCCAGGCGAUACACUUGCUAGGCGUCAGGACUUCCAGCAGUUGCUAGAAACCGGGCCCCAUACGUUCCUAGAACCACUCCGAGUGGAAAGGCGGUGUGGUUCUUGACCCCGCCCCUCCGUUGCGUACGCACGUCGGGGCGUGCGCUGGCGUCGAGUGGGCGUGACCCUGGGCGGUGCGACGGUAGGAAGGAGGAGGGCGCUGCUGGUGCUCCAGCUGGGUCUCCAUGGCGACUGGACGCGGCCGGCUCCUGCAGCAGUACUGGCUCGGCCUCCUGGCUCGGCGCCCGCGGAUUGGCGGCGACUUCUGGGCCCCCGGGAGCGCGGGAGAAGCCGCCAGGAGCGCGGGGUUCAGAAUGGGCCUGGGUGUCAGACUGGCUGCAGGCUGUGCUGCUCAGAAUCACUGUGUCCAACGGGAUGUGCGCUGUGAGAAAUUCCACACUGGCUGCUCUGUGUCUCUGGACAGUCUGCCUUCAGAAAUCCUGCUGAAGAUCUUGUUCUACUUGGAUGCUGUGACCUUGCUGUGCAUGGGAUGUGUGAACAGGCGCUUUUAUCAUCUGGCCAAUGACAAUUUUAUUUGGAUCAGAAUCUACUCAACUGCCUUUUCACCUAAAAGAUCUAAUUGGAAAGUUAAUUCAGUAGAGAAGACAGCCGUGUCUAUGAACUUACUAUCAGUUGGGGAUAAAGAAGCUGGAUAUUGGAAGAAAGAAUAUAUUACAAAACAGAUAGCAUCUGUAAAAGCAGCUCUAGCUCGAGUUCUCAAACCAGUCAACCCUUACACAGGCCUCCCGGUUAAGACCAAAGAGGCCCUCAGAAUAUCUGGUUUAGGUUGGGUAAUUAUAGUGAAAGAAAAAAGUGGAAAAGAAUACACUAUGGAGCAUGUUGAUCUUUCCAUCAACGAUUCAUCAGUCACGAUUGUGUGGUAUGGCAAAAACUGGCCGAGUCUUGCCACACUGUCAACCUUAGAUUUGUGUGGGGUAACACCAGUGUUUAUGGACCGGUCUAAAAUCCCCACCAAGAACAGACCUCGAUGGCAUUCUUUAAUUGCAAAGUAUGACCUGAGUCAUUUAACUGAGUCCACCAUGAUUGGCUGUGACAGGCUCAUCCGGAUCUUCUGCCUGAACCCUGGCCUCGUGGUGGGGCUCUGGCAGAGGGAGGAAGAACUGGCUUUUGUUAUGGCAAAUCUUCAUUUCCAUCACCUUGUGGAGAGGAGCACAUUAGGCUCGGCUGCUGUCCCCUACGAGCUGCCUCCUCAUACCCCCUUUUUGGAUGAUAGCCCAGAGUAUGGACUGCAUGGCUACCAACUCCAUGUCGAUAUGCACAGCGGGGGAGUUUUCUGCCUGUGUGGUACAUUUGACAACCUCUUCACCAAGAAAGGGUACAUUGAAAAUGAAUAUGUGAAGCUCAUUGUGAUAAGUUUUAAAAAUAGCACAGAACACCUACCUCUUAUUGGAAAAGUUGGCCUUUCUUGGAAAACUAAUAUUUUUGAUGGCUAUAUAAAGAGUUGCUCUAUAAUGGAUGUAACUCUUUUGGAUGAGUAUGGGAAACCCUUCUGGUGUUUCAGUUCCCCAGUUUGCAUUCAAUCCUCGUCCAGGCCCUCUGAUGGCCCCAAUUUCUUGGGGGAGACAUACUAUGUGGACUACGUCGACUCGGAAGGCAAGGUGCACGUGGAGCUGCUGUGGCUCCAAGAGACGGAAGAAUACCUUAUUGUCAGCCUGGUGCUUUACCUGCGCGUAGCAAAAGUAAACCAUUGGUUUGGGACGAAAUACUAAGCGUUAGCUGUACCUGGCCAAUUAUUGUUGUUAUUUGUUUAUUUUGGACUAACCAGUUUUGUUUGUGGUGUUUGUUGGAAGUUAAAAUAAAGCAGUAGUCUGUUUGAUGUCCUCUUAUUUCACAUUAGAAAUCAUGUUUCCUGACUGAUGUUAAUGUUUAGAAGAUUAAGUUAAAUUUUAAAAACAUGAAAGUAGUACAUCACAGUAGAAAUUCAUAUAAAAUAAAAGAAAAAAGAUAUUUGCUUCUAUCCUGACCUAACAAUUGAAAAAACAAAUUCCACUUAAGCAUUUGAUCAUGUGAUAAGCCUGUGUGUGUGUGUGUGUGAUUUUUUUCUUUAUUGAUUAGAAUUCCAAAUAAGGAAAUAUAUUUAAUUAUGAACUUCAUAACAUUCAUUGCAAUUAGAAAGUGCUUUAUUCAUGGCAUUUAGCAGCCACACUAGUGUUCAAUAAAACAAAGUAAGAUAGACAGAUUACCUGUUUCACAAGGAAAGGUGCACAUCUGGAAUCAUAAGAAAUUGCUCUUCCUUAGAAGAGCAAAGUGUGAUGCAAAUAAAGUUAAGAUACCCAGCUCUCCAUCAGUGGUGUCGGGGCUGGACAAAUACUCCUCUGUAGAAAUGCUUUAGUCUCCUAAAGACACCUGGGGUUCAGAGGAAGUGACAUGCACCUAAGCAUGUUUUUUUCAGGGAUUUGGUUUUAAAAUUGCUUUACAUUGUAUUGAUUGGUUUUUGUUGUGUUCUGGUCCAUUUAAAGUUAUUCUCAGAAGUGAUUUUUAAAUGUGGUGGUGUUCCCGUGGGGUGUGCGUGAUUAUCCCCUCCCUAUAUUUCUUUUUCUUCUUAUUAUCUGGUCACUUUUCUCUUGAGGGGUGUGUGUGUGUGUGUGUGUGUGUGUGUGUGUGUGU
Molecule: messenger RNA, 2952 nt
Organism: Sus scrofa (pig)
Lineage: Eukaryota; Metazoa; Chordata; Mammalia; Artiodactyla; Suidae
Gene: FBXO15
Product: F-box protein 15
Cellular component (GO): SCF ubiquitin ligase complex
Molecular function (GO): protein binding
Source: RefSeq, a predicted model, not a curated record